Molecule: messenger RNA, 441 nt
Organism: Vitis vinifera (wine grape)
Lineage: Eukaryota; Viridiplantae; Streptophyta; Magnoliopsida; Vitales; Vitaceae
Exons: 1
Coding region: 1-441 (146 amino acids)
Source: RefSeq, a predicted model, not a curated record
AUGGGAAGCCAGGUUUUAGUUUUCUUUCUCAUUUCAACGGUUGUUGGAACUCUGGCGGCUAAUCACAGUGCCACUCCAAUUCCGGCUGCUAUUCCGGGUACCACUCCAACUUCAACUCCAACUUCGGCUGUUAAUCACAUUGCCACUCCAACUCCUGCUAAUCCCGCUGCCUCUCCAACUCUUGCCACUCCAACUUCAACCAUGCAUCUUGUUGCAACUGCAACUGCAACUGCAACUCCAACUCCAACUCAGACUCCGGCUAGGGAUCCUGCAACUCCAACUCCAAGGCCAACUAAUGAUUCGGCAAUUCCGUCCUUUAUAGCUAGUGGAUUGCUGGGAAUCAUCGUGGGUUCUUUUGUGCUGGUCUGUACCGUUUGUAGCUGUUUUGGGUGCUGGAUAUACCAUCGGAUAAAAGAAAGAGAGAGAGUUCAUGCUGUUUAG